AAGUAGAUUAGGUAUUACGUUGAUUCCAUCAAAAUCAAAAGCGUCUGAAUCGGAUUUUCCCUUCAUUUUCCGCUUCCUUUCCCUUUAAUUCUUUUCUUUAACCCUUCACACACUCUCUCUCUUUCUCUCUCUUCAGUUUUAGGGUUCUUCAACCAGAGUCUUCUCCAUCACAUUGUGGAGCUAACCAUGGAAAACUUCACCUUGUCUUCGUCUUCUUCUUCAUCUUCAACUUCUCCUCCUUCAUCAUCGCACAUUGCAGGUGCAGCUUUCGACGACUAUUCCGAGGACUUCUGCAGCAUUUGUUUGGAGCCAUUUGGCAUCAAUGACCCAUCUACUAUCACCUCUUGCAAACACGAAUAUCAUCUGCACUGUAUUCUUGAAUGGUCAGAGAGAAGCAGAGAAUGUCCAAUAUGUUUGCAGCUGCUUUCUUUCAUUGAUCCUUCUAGCCAAGAGCUUCUAGCUGCAGUGGAGGCUGAAAAAUGUUCAAGGUCAAGAAACAUAUAUCCAUCUUCAUUAACUAGUUCCCAUAUUCCCCAUGAUCAGCUCAAUUAUGACUAUGGCGAUUCUUACUCAGAUGAGUCUGAUAUUGAUGAUCAAAUUAUGCAACACCUAGUUGCUGCUUCCAGCAGAUCUCGUUUUCUCCAUAGACGGGAAAGGCAAAGAUCUUCUAGUGCAGGUCCAUCAGAGGUGUUUGUUUCCAAUCCUCCUGUGCAUGUGUCUGCUGUGCGACCAACACUCACCAUUUCACCCACCGGCAGUAGUUCACCAACUUCUGGUGUACCGUCUACUGUUCACAUUCAACCUCCAACAUCUGCUUUUCCCCCAGUUGUUGGUGAAGUUGCAGGAAUUACUAUGGCUGAGAAUGAUGUUCCUUUCAAACCCAGAGUUCUGUAUACCCAGUCACCAUCCGAGAGUGGAAGGAGACUAAAUACCCCUGAGAUGUUCUCUAUCCCUGAGUCCUUCAGAUCCAAAUUUUCUGCUGCUUCAGCCAGGUAUAAGGAAUCAAUAACCAAAAGUACGCGUGGCCUUAAAGAGAAGUUAAUUGCUCAUAAUGCCUCAGUAAAAGAGCUGAGUAAAGGUGUUCAACGUGAGAUGAAUGCAGGAAUUGCUGGUGUUGCACGGAUGAUUGAACGCCUUGAUCUUUCCUCAAAGCGAUCUAAUUUUCCUCCCACUCCUGUUGGCACUGGGGGAAGUUCGGGAUCCCCUGUAAAAGGAAAGUCAGUCGAUGAGAAUGACAUUGACAUGGGGCGUUCUCCUAGCAUAUACACUGAAAAUGUGGUUCAGAAUGUUAGGUCAGAUGCUCCUUCAGUACCUGGCAUGGUUGUUGGUCGAGUGGUUGCUGGUCGGGUGGAAAUUCAUCAUUGUGUUCAGAGUGGAAAAGAUGCUGCUGUGAGGACAUAGCAACCUGAUUCACUUGUCCAAUGGAGAAGUGCAAGAGACGUGUUUGAUGCCAAUGUACCUUUUGGUCUGCGUCCUGCAUUAUCAAAAAUUAAUGUUCUAGUGACUCAAAAGAAACUUUGCAAAAAUUGUAUGUUAUGUAAGAUCAGUUUAUAGAUCCAGCGGAAGAUUGUAACAUGAAUUCAUUGAAUUGACCCUUUUGGUACUUGGGUUUAUUUCAGUGAAAUAAUUUGGCGGUUCUCUAAUCUGCAGAUUAUUCCUA
Molecule: messenger RNA, 1660 nt
Organism: Arachis duranensis
Lineage: Eukaryota; Viridiplantae; Streptophyta; Magnoliopsida; Fabales; Fabaceae
Product: E3 ubiquitin-protein ligase RHF1A
Exons: 8
Coding region: 187-1401 (404 amino acids)
Molecular function (GO): ubiquitin-protein transferase activity
Source: RefSeq, a predicted model, not a curated record